CGUCUCUUUUGUGCUAUUCGUUCGGCCAUUGUGAAUCGAAAGGCGUCUUUGGCUGCCCGUGUGGACAAGUUCCGAUGUGAUUCUCGAGUUUUUUUGACGUUCGCGUACACGACAACGUUAUGAUGCAACAACAAUGUCACCAAGACCAGAUCGGGAAUCAACAGGGGAUGGCCCAGCAGAUGGUUUUAUGUCCGGUACAAGUUGUUUAUGAAACUCAAAUCCUUGUGAAACCCGGGGAUCAAAUACAACCAAACCAAACAAUCUACUUGAACCAACAUAACCCACCGCCAUGGAUCAAAAACGCCCAACACACCCAAGUUAUGUACGUCCAGCACAUGCCGUCCAACAUGAUGCCCAAUAUCCAACAAAGCAUGGACCAAAGCCUUUACAUCCAAAACUGCCAGAUGCCGCAACAGGCCUACCAAAUACAACAACAAAUGUUGGCCCAGAACCCCCAAGAGACGAGGCCAAUACAAAUACAAAAUGUCCAGGCUAACAUGCUACAGGGCUUCCCCAACAUGAGUGCCAAUAUCCAACACGACCAACAGAUACAGAUGACGAAUUACAAUCAAAUACCCAACCAUGUUCCCAACAGACAGAUCGUGUCAAACAACCAGCCAAUCAAUCAUCAAACUAACUCACCCCAGACAUUGGAAAUGCAAAGACCCGUGUAUAUGAAUGUAAGGACAUCGAUUCCCCAGCACAGCAUACGCCAACAAAUUUUGAUUCCUCAAAACACUCCAAACAGCCAACACAUAGGUCAAACAUACAUACAAACUCAUGCGCCACAACGACAAAUACAGCUAAAUAAUGUACAGAGGACGAUGACGCCAACAUCGGCCAAUAUAACGCAAAGCCCGAGACCAACACCAAACACAACGCAAAACACCCCAACUAACGUCCUAACCAAUAUCAAUCCAGUCAUUUCAAAUGUCCGAAACGGAAAUUUCACGUUCAGACCAAUCCAACCGAGGACGCCAUAUAGACACAACUUACCCAACAUCGGAGCCCUGACACAACCACUAAGCCACUUGCCAAACACGCGGCCAAAUAUCAGCGGGACAUCAAGUGUCACAGCCCAAAUUGUACCAGUUUCUAAAACACUGACUGCAACUACGGGCACGCAAAUAAACAGGAAAAGAAAAGCUGAAUCUCCAGACGAUAUACCCAAGAAAACUGCCUUAAAUCCGGCAACGAUAAACGAAAAUCCAACAAAACAGAGCAGUAUGACCGCAAAAGCGAUUUCCCACCCCAACAACGUUAGUAUCCCGAGUAAAAACGUAACAAAUCCAAACGCAGUACUUAAUAAAAACACUCCAAUAGCUAAGCCAAACGACAAUGCGCCCCAAGAUACCAGACUCCAAACACCAGACGCCAAUACAGCGUUAGCUAAUCAAACGGAAAACGAUAAACUAAUCCGAAACACAGUCUUCACGCAAGCGAGAGGCAGACUUUUGAACGAUAAAGAGCCUCUGCAAGUCAUCGAGAAAGAAUCUAGACCUGACAAUUUAGAGGAGAUCCCACGGAACCCAGCUCCGAUAAAAGAAGAGGAUCCACCUAAGAACAACUUCAAAAUACCGGCAACACCCGAAGCUAAGAAGAAAAGGAACAAGCCACCAGUGGUAAUUGCGAACAGCGAUAAGAACUCUGAAGCGACUGACGAAAUCAAAAAAGUUGAAGUCAAAACAGAGGAAGGCGAUAUCAACGCGCAAUUCAGGAUAAAACGGGAGAAAUACCAGGACUUUCAGCUGGAUAAAGACGUGAAGGCUCUCGUCAGGGACAAGAUCGAGAUGAAACGUGAAUUGGAAAGUGGACAACGGAUAUUGACCCACGUCUUAGAUGGCUACGUAAUACAAGAAUCCAAUAUGGCAUUCCCGAUCAGGAAACCGCUGAAAGAGAGAAAGGUCUACCCUUGCACGAUCGCUCCUAAUGGCCUUGUCGAUAACAUCGCGAUAAUCAAGAGCGAACCAGUUCAUCAUGUGCCCGGAGACAUUCCGCUGCUGCCGUACUACCACAUGCACGUGAACAGGAAACCAGAAACUGUCGAAGACGGUGAAAACGAAAAGGAUUUAGAAACGAAAAAAGAUAACCCAUUCGAAGCCCUCCAACAGACCACAGUGAAAUCGUGGACGGUACACCAACUAUCGGAGCAUUUAUCGAAACACAAAUGGAACGACACUAUAUCGAUAUUGCAGGAGCACGAAAUGGAUGGGGAAUCUUUAUUCCUCGCCUCAAAGACUCAAUUGACCCAAAUCGGUAUCAGAGAAGAGCACGCCGAUUUUAUAUGUGAUUUCAUAAAAAGUUAGGGUAGUUGCAAGUGACUUGUCCGGUCGUGGCACAGUCUUGCUUGUCUAUGGCGCUAGACAGACGGAAUGGACGGGGAAUCUUUAUUCCUCGCCUCCAAGACUCAGCUAACGCAAAUCGGUAUCUGAGAAGAGCACGCCGAUUUCAUAUGUGAUUUCAACAAAAGUUAGGGUAGUCGCAAGUGAAUUGUCCGGUCGUGGAACAGUCUUGCUUGUCUAUGGCGCUAGACAGGGAUGGCGGCGUUAAUAUUGCAAUAGCUAUGGACUUAACAAUUAGCAGCAGAAAGCCGAGAGCCUAAAGCAGAAAGGUUGCUAUAAAAAAAUUUGGUGGUCUGGAUAACGUCAGUAGCAGAACUAUUCGGACUGCUAGCUCUGACGUCACG
Messenger RNA from Bombyx mandarina (wild silkworm), 2686 nucleotides. RefSeq lists its product as uncharacterized. NCBI's taxonomy places the organism in Eukaryota, Metazoa, Arthropoda, Insecta, Lepidoptera, Bombycidae. The record is from RefSeq and is a predicted model, not a curated record.